Acinonyx jubatus (cheetah) is the source of this 5466-nucleotide messenger RNA. It is a transcript of the gene DAZAP1, whose product is annotated as DAZ associated protein 1. Gene Ontology annotation, cellular component: cytoplasm. Gene Ontology annotation, molecular function: RNA binding. The coding region runs from base 3457 to 4680 and encodes 407 amino acids. The transcript is spliced from 12 exons. The record is from RefSeq and is a predicted model, not a curated record. Lineage: Eukaryota; Metazoa; Chordata; Mammalia; Carnivora; Felidae.
UUAAUGCCAGGCACUGGGGGUGUCCUGGGGUUCUCUCCUGAAUGUGUCACUCAACCCCCACAGUGGUCGGGAGGGGGGGUGAUCUCACUUUGCUGGCAGGAGGGAAGCCUGAGCUGCUGAGGGCAGGGCCGGCAGAGGCAGGUUCUGGGGUAAGGGCUGAGUCCCAACAGUUGCCUUCCGGGUCUUUUCUUCUGUUGCAGUGGGAGGGCCAGAAGUGGGGUGGCUCCCUGGCGUCUGGGCCGGUGCUGUGUGUUCCUCCUCGGACUGCUUCCCUCCCUACGGGGAAACAGGACAUACUUAGGGACACAGGGUCCCAGUGUGACCGCACCAGAGGAGCAGGAAAGUGCGAGCAUGGGCUCUGGGUUGCGUGUCUUUAAGUCGAAAGGGCUGUUGCUAAACAACCAGGAUCAGUCCUGGGCCCUCUGCUUUUCGCCCUCCAGAGCUAAGCUAAGCUCUGUCGCACUGCUGCCUUACUGGUGGCUGUCUCACCAGGCACGGUGGCACUUUCUGAAGCCUGCGAGCGUGCUGCCGAGGGGCAGAGCCUGCAGUGGCUGGCCUGGGCCAGGGGAAGCUGCCGAAGAUUUACUUUCUGGCAGAAACAGCACGCGGCUGCCCUAAAGUACACAGAGCUGGAGCGGGGUCGUGCUCCAGAGCAGGGUUCGGUCUCAGUGGGUGGGCAAGGGGAAGAGUCCACCAGGGCCUGGUGCCCGGGUUACCCUUGCAGAGCCCCUUCCGAGAGGAGGUCGGCAGGAGGGCACGGACGGCCUCUCCCUGGCUCUCUGGGUGGUGGUAUUGCCCAUUCCCCCUCAAGAACCUGGCUCUCGGUCACCUGGGAGAGCCAGGAGGUCCCCUUGGCCGUCUGCGGGGUUCAGGGGCUGUGGGGGGCCCCUGACUUUCCGCUUCUGCUGAGUAAUGACUCUCGUGCGCUUAAGAGCAGGGAAGGGCUGGAGGGGGAACCACACAGUCAGCCGUCCGCUUCGUCUGCAGGGUCCCGUGUGUGAGCACCCGUUGACACCUGAGAGCCACACGCUGCCAGGUGAGCGUGUCUAGGCCGCCCCGGGAUGGCUGCUGGGGUGAACGGUCUCACACUCGGCGCCAGGCGUGCAUGCACAUCCGUGUCGACCGGUCAGGGUUUUGCUGCCCGGGCAGCAGUGGAGCCGUGCCUGGCCGGGCCCGGCUGGGCCUGCUAAACGCACUGUGGUCUCUGAGGCUCAGAGGUUGGGGCUUUGUGCUGGGGCUCUGGAGGGGCCCUACGCAGGACCUUCCGGAACCCGUUGGCACCUUCUGUCUGCGGACCAGGGAAAGUAUGCCCUCGGAGCAGGAGGAGAGGAAGUAGAAAGUCCCAGAGCAGCUAGCGCUGAAGCCUGGAGCUCUCUUCCCCUAGUGACCAGCUGUGCCUGUCGGGGCAGGUCCCCUAGAGCCUGCAGCCGGGAGACCUGGAGUCCUGUUGUUUCCGCAGCGAGGGACAUCUCUCGGAGCUUAUGGUUUUAUAGACCUUGAGCUUGCAGAACAUUGCAAAAUGGUCACCAAGGUCCCUAGAUGCUCUUUCCCAGCCAGACUCCUCAGGCUUACAUUUUGCCCCAUUUGUGCGUCCCCUCCAUACUCUGCGUCCGUCUUUUGUGAAGUAUCGGGGAGUGAGCAGAGCCCUGUGUCCCUUUGUGAACAAGAAUGUUCUCUGAAAUCAGCAGAGCACAAUAAAACGAGAGCACAGCGUUGAUGCCUUUUUACCAUCCAGUCCACAGGGCAGUCUAGGUUGUCAGUUGUGUGGGUGAUGGUAUUUCUGGUCUUUUCUCCUUAAUGUCUGAUUUUGAAAUUUAAAUAAGGGCUGCAACCAAGACUGGUCAGACGAGUUCCUUCCUUCCUUCCUAGGCCUGCCGCUGGCGAAGGAUUGGGUUGCUUGGAAGGAUACCUGCUUAUGACCUUGCCGUUUUGGCUGGAGGCGUGCUAGAUAGAGGCUGGUGUGUGGCUCAGAAAGUUAGGUUUUGUUUUGUUUUGUUGAAGAAUGCUCGAGGUCUCUUUUUCCUGCAUGAAUUUGCGUUUUCACAGCAAACCCUUGUUCGCUACUGUGUGGAAGGGGUGGGCCGGCACGCGGCUCCGAGGCGGCUCCUCCUCCGGGGUGCCAGCCGGCCUGGGGGCCUGCAGCCACUCAUCGGCUGGGCGCCGGGCCCUGCGAGGGCGGGCCGUCCUGAGUCCCGGCUUGCUCUGGGCAGCGCCCUGGGCCUCUGGGGAGGCCUCCCUCCCCUGGGAGCGUUUGGAGGUGGGAAGGAGCCUGGCCUGGCUCUGAAGGGUACUAGGAGACACGGACUUAAGUUAAUGAGGCCUAAAUGGAGGCCUCCCCCUGCUGCUUGAUCAGCACGUUCCCUGAAACUUGCCCCUUACGGAGCUGCCUCGGCCAGAUGUGCCUGCCCGGUGCCCCCCUCCCUGGACCGUGGCGGCCGGCUUGCGGGCAUUUUGAGGCUGGCACUGGGUACCUGUCUCGUGGUGGGAAUGGUUUCUCACGCACCGUGCGUGAGUUGCCUGUUCUCAGAGAACAGGCCACGGUAGGAAUGAGCCCAGGGCGGGCACGCGGGGGUUUGUCCUGGGGUGGAGGAUGUGGCACCCUGUCUGGCAGCCCUUCUUGGUUGCUCCGGAGUGCAUUUGUCUUCAAGUUGCGCUCAGCUGCAGACGCUGGGACCGCGGAGCCCCGUGUCCCAGAUGCGGACUGAGCUUUGGCCGCCCGCUGGCAUCUGAAGACCGAUCAGGUGGCAUCCAGGUCCCACUCUGAGGGUGACAGCGGUCAUGCCCCCUCUUCCUGGGGGACGCCAGCAGCACAGAGCCGCCACCGCUGCAGUUGAAGCCCCUCCUCUGCCGAACCCGCUCUCUGGGUUCGUGGGGGGCCCGAGCGGUGCCUGAAGGGGCCUGUGGGUCUUGGAGAUACGUGUGAGCUCUGCCCCAGUAAGGGCUGGAGUAGCUGUAGCACGCUGGCCUGUCCUAGGACGUGCCCCAGUGCCUCAGUUUCCAGGCCUGGCCAGCCCGGGGGCAUUGGGAAUGGUGGACACCACCCUGUGGCCUGUUGGCGUUCUAGACCCCGCUAGAGGUGGGGUGUGCAGAAGAGGCAGGUAGGUGAUAGUGCGAUUCCUCUUGAAGGUUCCAGCCUGGGCUGCCUUGGGGCGGGAAGUAUGGGCCAGGGUUUCAGUACUGAGUGAUCUGUGGGUCCCUGCUCACGACCAUGUGGACAAUACCUGAGGCUGUAACCUAGAGCCCCCACCCCUGCUGCCGCUCUGGUUUGUUGAGUGUGCUUUCAGACCCGACUUCUAACUCCAUAGUAUCUGCAAGAGCAGUGGGGAAGUGUGCCCCGUAACCGCACCCCGGAUCCUCUGCAGUUUGGGGGCUCCUGUUGGUGCAUUUUGCAAGGUCUCGUUUUCUCACCGGUUUGGUCAGUGACGGUGUGUGGCUCUGGAUGUGUCGUCUUUGCUUAUGCGUCGUGACCCUCGCUCCCCGUCGUCUUGGAAGCUCUUCGUGGGCGGUCUUGACUGGAGCACCACCCAAGAGACUCUACGCAGCUACUUUUCCCAAUAUGGAGAAGUUGUAGACUGUGUGAUCAUGAAAGAUAAAACCACCAACCAGUCUCGAGGCUUUGGGUUUGUCAAAUUUAAAGACCCAAACUGUGUGGGGACGGUGCUGGCCAGCAGACCACACACACUGGACGGCCGAAACAUCGACCCAAAGCCAUGCACACCUCGGGGGAUGCAGCCGGAGAGGACACGGCCGAAGGAAGGAUGGCAGAAAGGACCCAGGAGCGAUAACAGUAAAUCAAAUAAGAUAUUUGUCGGUGGGAUCCCUCACAAUUGCGGUGAGACAGAGCUCAGGGAAUACUUCAAGAAAUUCGGAGUGGUCACAGAAGUGGUCAUGAUCUACGACGCAGAGAAACAGAGGCCUCGAGGUUUUGGAUUUAUUACUUUCGAGGACGAACAAUCAGUGGACCAGGCUGUCAACAUGCAUUUUCACGACAUCAUGGGCAAAAAAGUGGAAGUUAAACGGGCCGAGCCACGCGACAGCAAAAGCCAAGCGCCGGGACAGCCAGGUGCCAGCCAGUGGGGCAGCCGGGUCGUGCCCAGUGCUGCUAAUGGCUGGGCAGGCCAGCCCCCACCCACGUGGCAGCAAGGAUACGGCCCACAAGGAAUGUGGGUACCAGCCGGACAGGCAAUCGGUGGCUAUGGACCGCCCCCUGCGGGAAGAGGAGCCCCCCCACCGCCGCCACCGUUCACCUCUUACAUUGUGUCCACCCCUCCUGGAGGCUUCCCCCCUCCUCAGGGCUUCCCACAGGGCUACGGUGCCCCUCCACAGUUCAGCUUUGGCUACGGGCCCCCGCCUCCACCGCCGGAUCAGUUUGCCCCGCCUGGGGUCCCUCCUCCACCUGCUACUCCAGGGGCAGCACCUCUGGCCUUCCCACCGCCUCCGUCUCAGGCCGCCCCCGACAUGAGCAAGCCCCCGACGGCCCAGCCAGACUUCCCCUACAGCCAGUACGGUUACGGACAGGACUUGGCCGGCUUCGGACAGGGCUUCUCAGAUCCCAGCCAGCAGCCCCCCUCGUAUGGGGGCCCCUCAGUGCCGGGCUCGGGGGGCCCCCCCGCCGGCGGAAGUGGCUUUGGACGAGGUCAGAACCACAACGUGCAAGGAUUCCACCCGUACCGACGCUAGCUGGCCGGCGCCGUGUGGAUGUCAGGGCGGCCGAGACCCAGGAUUUAAAACUUGUGAACUCGUGACAAUCACAAACUUGGCAGAAAAAUAGCGGCUCACCGUUGGGGGGAGGGGGGCGAGAGGCUUUUGGAGGCGGCUGUGGGUGUCUGGACUGAAGUUUUUAAACAUAUUUCUUUCUCUAACCCAUCAGCACAAUAAAAAAAAGUCACUGGUUCAACAACAGGGUUUAAAAAAAAUGUCUUCAGCUUUAAUUCAAAACUUCAGGUUUCUUUUUCUUCCUUUUUUUUGAAAUUAUUUUCCUGAGCCUUUUGUUUUACCGUAUAUUGUAAACUUUUAUGUUAAAGAAAAAAUAUACAUUUACAAAUUGUGAGAUUUUUAAGAGAAAUUUUCUACGAUGUAUACUGGCUUAUUUUUUAAUUUAAAGCAGGGUUUCCGUCGGCACUGGUGGCAGUGAGGGGCGUUUCAGUGCCUCACUCCUGGCUUUGAGGGUCGGGGCUUGUUGGUCCAGAAACUCUGGGAGCUUACAGAAAAAGUCUACUGAGCGUGUUUUGUUUUUUGUUUAUUCCUUGCUUUUGUCGACUGACCUGCCUGGCAGCGCCCGCAGGUGCGCCGUGGGGGCCGCCGCGCCCGCCCAGCCUCUGCCGGCGCCGCCCCGCGUCCGCCCCGGCAGCAAGGACAAGGAGGCCUUGUCAGCCGCUCUCCCGCGCACGUGGUUUCAGGGCAGGGCGUCCCCACCGACCAGUUUGACCCUGGUUUGAAUAAAGAGAAGUGCGUUUGGAUUAGAAA